This is a messenger RNA of Chelonus insularis, 868 nucleotides long. It is a transcript of the gene Rrp46, whose product is annotated as exosome complex component Rrp46. Bases 155 to 808 code for a protein of 217 amino acids. Gene Ontology annotation, biological process: poly(A)-dependent snoRNA 3'-end processing; rRNA catabolic process; nuclear mRNA surveillance. The transcript is spliced from 5 exons. Gene Ontology annotation, cellular component: cytoplasmic exosome (RNase complex); nuclear exosome (RNase complex); nucleolus. NCBI's taxonomy places the organism in Eukaryota, Metazoa, Arthropoda, Insecta, Hymenoptera, Braconidae. The record is from RefSeq and is a predicted model, not a curated record.
AAUCAAUGAGCGUUUGGACUAUAGUAAAAAGCGAGAACUCAUUGAAUUUGUCACAUGUCAUGUACCUAUUGAGCUAUUAUAUUUAAACUUUAAAUUAAUUUUAAAUAAAUUCAUUUCAAUACACUUUUAUGUCCGAAUAAAUAAAUUGUUGAAGAUGGAAAAUUCUGAAUAUAUUUUACAACCGAUGAACUGUGAAACAAAUCUGUUAUCUAUGCCGGAUGGUUCUUCAAUAUUCAUAAAAGAUAAUACAUGCACAGUCACAGGAGUUUAUGGACCUAUCGAAGUUAAAUUACAGAAAUUAAUGCAUGAUAAAGCAAGUGUAGAGGUUAUAUUUACUCCGGUUAAAGGACCUCCAAGUAUUGACAAUAGAGUGAAAGAGCUAUAUAUUAAAGAAACAUUUGAAUCUACUCUUAUGGUAUCUCUUCAUCCUAGUACAUCCAUUUCAAUUAAUGUUCAAGAAAUGGAAGAUUCUGGUGGUUUACUUGCUUGUUCUAUCAAUUCAUCCUGUGUGGCUUUAAUUAAUUCUAAUCUACCUAUGAAAUUCACUGUAGCUGCUGUACAUUGUAUGAUAGAUAAAGAUUCCAGGAAUAUUAUUAUUGAUCCUAGUGAAGUACAACUUCAGAAUGCUAGAGCAACAUUCACCUUUGCUUUUGACAACAUAAAAAAGAAUUGUAUUAGUUGUUAUACAACAGGAAGGUUCAAUGAUGAAGAAUUAAUCGAAUCUUUAAAAAAAUGUCGUGAUGCAAGUCAAUGUGUAUUUGACUUUUACAGAGAAAUUGUAAAAAAAUACGCUCAUGUUAUCACAUGAUAAUACGUUAUAUAUUGAAAAUAUAAUAUUUUUUUAACUCUCUUUUUGUAAUUACUGUAA